Molecule: messenger RNA, 4319 nt
Organism: Arabidopsis arenosa
Lineage: Eukaryota; Viridiplantae; Streptophyta; Magnoliopsida; Brassicales; Brassicaceae
Source: the annotation of a GenBank genome assembly
AGCUCAGCUGAAAUUUUCUUCUUCUUAGCUUCAGAUUUUUUCAUUCUUCGAGCUGUGAGUUUCUGAUCGUUGAGGGACUCUGUUUAGUUUCCGAGAAAAUCUGCAUAAAUUUUCCCGGAGAAUUAAACCUCGCAUUAGGAAAAUUUUGGCUCUAUACUGAAAAAAUGCCAAGCAUUAGAGCUCCAGCUGCGAAGAAGACCACUACACUGACGGUUGCUGUGAAAUGUAGACCGUUAAUGGAGAAAGAACGUGGUAGAGACAUUGUUCGAGUGAAUAACUCUAAGGAAGUGAUUGUGUUGGACCCGGACUUAUCCAAGGAUUAUCUUGAUCGAAUUCAGAAUCGGACUAAAGAGAAGAAAUAUUGUUUUGAUCAUGCAUUUGGACCUGAGAGCACGAACAAGAAUGUAUAUAGGAGUAUGUCUUCUGUGAUCUCUAGUGUUGUUCAUGGACUCAAUGCUACAGUGUUUGCUUAUGGUUCCACUGGAAGUGGCAAAACAUAUACAAUGGUUGGAACACGAAGUGAUCCUGGAUUGAUGGUUCUCAGCCUGAAUACGAUAUUUGAUAUGAUCAAGAGUGACAAGAGCUCAGAUGAGUUUGAAGUGACUUGCUCAUAUCUUGAGGUCUACAAUGAAGUUAUAUACGAUCUGCUUGAAAAAUCAUCCGGUCAUUUGGAGCUCAGAGAGGAUCCAGAGCAGGGGAUAGUAGUUGCUGGCCUGCGAUCAAUCAAGGUCUAUUCUGCUGAUCGGAUUCUUGAACUGCUGAACUUAGGGAACAGUAGACGAAAAACUGAGAGCACAGAGAUGAAUGGAACGUCAUCAAGAUCCCAUGCAGUUCUGGAGAUUGCAGUGAAAAGAAGGCAAAAGAAUCAAAAUCAAGUCAUGAGAGGGAAACUCGCCCUUGUAGAUCUUGCUGGCAGUGAAAGAGCUGCUGAGACGAACAACGGAGGUCAAAAACUGAGGGAUGGAGCUAAUAUUAAUCGCUCACUCCUUGCACUAGCAAAUUGCAUAAAUGCUUUGGGGAAGCAACACAAGAAGGGUCUUGCUUAUGUCCCAUACAGAAACAGCAAACUUACGCGGAUUCUUAAAGAUGGUCUGAGUGGGAACUCCCAGACAGUGAUGGUUGCAACUAUAUCACCUGCUGAUAGUCAGUAUCAUCAUACUGUGAACACAUUGAAAUAUGCUGACAGAGCAAAAGAGAUUAAGACACACAUUCAGAAAAAUAUUGGUACCAUUGACACUCAUAUGUCAGACUACCAACGAAUGAUCGACAAUCUUCAAAGUGAGGUUUCUCAGCUGAAGAAACAGCUAGCAGAAAAGGAGUCACAGUUAAGUAUCAAACCUUUUGAAAGAGGUGUUGAACGUGAACUUUCGUGGUUGGAUGGUUUAAGCCACCAGAUCAGUGAAAAUGUGCAAGACCGUAUAAACCUACAGAAGGCUUUAUUUGAGCUUGAGGAAACUAACCUGAGAAACCGCACUGAACUUCAGCAUCUCGAUGAUGCUAUUGCGAAACAGGCGACAGAGAAAGAUGUUGUCGAAGCUCUAAGUAGCAGAAGACAAGUUAUACUUGAUAAUAUCCGCGACAAUGAUGAAGCCGGUGUUAACUACCAGAGAGAUAUUGAAGAAAAUGAAAAACAUCGUUGCAAACUACAGGAUAUGCUCAAUGAAGCAAUAAAUAACAACGGAAACAAAACUUACCUGCAUAUUCUUAAUCAGUAUAAGCUCCUGGGGAUGGGUAAUACUGAACUACAGUUUGAAAUGGCAAUGAGGGACCAAAUCAUUUACAACCAAAGGGAAGCCCAGAGAAACCUAUGGAAUUUGCUCAUGGGUUUAGGAGUUGAAGAGAAACAAGUGUUCGAUCUCGCUGCAAAACAAGGAAUCACAAUCGAAGACUGGAGUAGUAUGGCGUCGUUUCCAGGACUUCCUUACCGGAAACAGACACCGAGUUUCAUACCUGCAAACAUCCCUUUCGUGGGACACUCAUAUUCUAAAUCCUCAUGCACGUUCCAGAGCUAUCAAGACCCUUCUUCUAAAGGACAACAAUGGGCUCCAACUCCUACUUUAUGUAGAGAGGAACACCACAGCUCUUACUACUUCAUGGGACAGGAGCCACCUGCAUUUGUCAAUCUUAGGAAAAGCCACGAUGGUUGGGUUGGUGGCAGCAGACCAGCUUCACGGAUCGACACAGGAGGCAAUCAGCGUCGAGUCUCAUAUCCACAAACUGUGAACAAUUCUUCUCCUCGGAUGGCCCCUUCGCAUUUGGGUCCCGCUUUUUACCAGACUCCUCAAAGGGAAAUGUUGGUCAACACAACAAGUCCUUAUAGUAGCCCGCGAGCAGGACUCAUCAACGGGGCCACCACUCCGUCCGUGCAACCUUUCUAUGGAAGUCCUCGUGCCGUCACUGUGAGAAACGGUUCAUACAACAAUCCACGCAUCCCCACUGCAGUUUCAUCCAAUGGUGCGAGAAACCAACAACGAGUGUUUGGAACGAGCCCACUUGCAGGAACCAAAGGCGUCAAGAACUCUUCGUAUGGACAGAACAGCGCCACAAAGUUGUACAGAGGAGGACUAAAAUCCCUAAGUCGACCUCCUGUUCUCUCCGCCGGAAUCGACCUUCUCCGGCGUCCCCUCAGCUUCCUCCGAGCUUCGCCGACGUCAUUGGCCACCAUUCUAAUGAAAGACGGAGACAUGGAAACGAGAAUCGAACAGAAGAAGAAAAUUUCCGAGAUUUUCAAAGAUUUUAUGACAGGAAUCACACAGCUUGAGGAACUAGAGAAUGCUGCAAACAACUUUCUUCUUCGGUUUCAGCAAGGACUAAGUUUUCUUCAACGCCCUCCAAUGGUUACUUCGUCUAAGUUGAUGGAGAACAUUAUCAAGAAGAAUGAAACAAGACGGCUUAAAUCAUAUAUAGAAGCAGAAUGUAUUAACAUCCAUGAUGCUGCACAAAGCACAAGAGCUUCCAAAAGCUUGUUAAUUGAGCUGGAGCGUCUCACUGAUGAGGCCUCUCUUGCAAUUGAGUCUGCCACACAGCUAGAUAAAGACUCAAGUAAUGAAUUGCGACAAGUUAUGUGUGAUGAGGAGAACGAGACUGCACAAUUACCUCAAGGACCUGAAGUUACAGAGUACGCUGCACUUAUCGCAGUAAUUUACAGUAUGAUGAAGCAGAACUAUGCGAUGCAGGAAAAGAUUGUGAGAUCGCUUAGUUUGAAGACAUCAUCUGAUCUAGCUAGCAGCGGCGUCUUCGAAUUUUUCGUGGCUGCGUUUAACGUUGCCACGAAGAAGAAGAAGAAGAAGAAGAAGACGAAGAUGGAUUACCAGAACAAGCUUGUCCUUGCUCCCAUGGUUCGUGUGGGAACGCUCUCUUUCAGGAUGUUGGCGGCGGAAUACGGCGCCGAUAUUACCUACGGCGAAGAGAUUAUCGAUCAUAAGCUUGUUAAAUGCGAACGCCGACUUAAUGUUGCUUAUGGGACAACUGAGUUUGUGGAGAAGGGAACAGACAAUGUCCUCUUUAGCACAUGUGAGGAAGAAAAAAAUAGGGUUGUUUUUCAGAUGGGAACUUCUGAUGCUGUUAGGGCUCUAAAGGCUGCUGAGAUUGUGUGCAACGACGUUGCAACUGUUGAUAUUAAUAUGGGUUGCCCCAAGGCGUUCUCUAUUCAAGGAGGAAUGGGUGCUGCUUUGUUAAGUAAACCUGAGCUAAUUCAUGAUAUUUUGGCAACACUUAAGAGAAACUUAGACGUACCAGUUACUUGCAAGAUUCGUUUAUUAAAAUCACCAGCAGAUACUGUUGAAUUGGCUAGGAGAAUCGAAAAACUUGGUGUACCUGCUCUUGCUGUACAUGGGAGGAAAAUUGCAGAUAGGCCAAGAGAUCCUGCUAAAUGGGAUGAGAUUGCAGAUGUGGUGGCAGCAUUAUCUAUUCCCGUCAUUGCAAAUGGCGAUGUUUUAGAAUACGAUGAUUUCUCUCGCAUCAAAACUGCAACAGGCGCUGCAUCAGUGAUGGUUGCAAGAGGAGCUAUGUGGAAUGCUUCAAUUUUCUCUCCAAAAGGAAAAUCACACUGGGAAGAUGUGAAAAAGAAAUACCUUAGAAAGAGCAUCUUGUGGAAUAACGAUGUUAAGAGCACGAAAUACACGAUAAAGGAGAUGAUAGCACAUCAUUCUUGUCUUGAACUACCGGAAGGAAAGUCUAUCAACAAAGCAGACACUUUAGAAGAUUUAGCGCGGCUAUACGAUUUAGAAGAUUACUUUUGGACAGUGAAGAACAUUGGUCCACUGACACAUGACUUAAAUCAUGUUUUAUGAUACUGAAAAGAAAAUGCCAACACUUAC